Nicotiana attenuata is the source of this 930-nucleotide messenger RNA. RefSeq lists its product as uncharacterized. The coding region runs from base 1 to 930 and encodes 309 amino acids. The record is from RefSeq and is a predicted model, not a curated record. NCBI's taxonomy places the organism in Eukaryota, Viridiplantae, Streptophyta, Magnoliopsida, Solanales, Solanaceae. The transcript has 4 exons.
AUGCUUGGUUUAGGCUUGGGCUCUGACUAUCCUAAUUCUGAUCAAUACACAGUGGUGAUGGUUCAAGUUAUCGGUAAACAAAAAGGGUAUGAGUUGAACAUGUUUUCAUCAGAGGACACUGCAGGGGUACUAUGGCAAGGUUACCAAUUGACAACGGACUCGGCAAGUUUUGAAUAUUUCUUCAGUAAACCUGCUUACUUACAUCACACUUUGUAUUGGCUAAUGGCUGAUGGUUGUGUUCUCGCCUUUGAUACAAAGAAGAAAAGUGCUAGAAUUCUUAACAACUCUCUUCACGUCAUUAAGCACCUUCCAAAUGGAGAUAAUAGAAUCAGAAUAGGAUAUUAUACAUGGUUUGGGGUGGCUAAAGGAAAACUUCACCUCGUUUGUACCUUAAAGAAAUACAUUGUAGUUGUUGCGUAUGAUGAUAAAAUCCAAAAUUGGGAAGUUGUAUACACUGUGGCCAAUUUUCGCACUGGUUUAAACAUGAAUGGUCGUCCUUUAUGUCUUGACAACAAACGACUACUCUUUCUAGUAUAUCGAAGGUCAGAAGAUGGUGCUUUAUAUGAAUAUGAUUUUAAGACAGAAACGUAUAGAAUCCUCGUACUUGUACCUACUAAAUUUCUGGAACGUCAAGCUUUUGUACCUUUUGUUCCAACAUUAGCCAAGUUCUUUUCGAAUUUUGAUAUAAUUGAGUUUUGUUUCAUUCCAUUAUAUUUUACGGGAGAUGCGGUCAGUCCAGCAGGAGCGAUCAAGGGCCAGGCCAAGGGAAACCGCAGAAGCGGCCCAGUUUCUGCUGAAGCGGUUCCGCAGAAGCGGGACCCAGACCGCAGAAGCGGUCCCGGCAUUUUGGGCCAGGUUCGUAGAAGCGAUCCAAAUUCCGCAGAAGCGGUUUUCGCAGAAGCAGUCAGUGCACCGCAGAAGCGGAAAUAG